Messenger RNA from Boleophthalmus pectinirostris (great blue-spotted mudskipper), 3492 nucleotides. Its product is annotated as microfibrillar-associated protein 3-like. The record is from RefSeq and is a predicted model, not a curated record. The transcript has 3 exons. The coding region runs from base 270 to 1088 and encodes 272 amino acids. NCBI's taxonomy places the organism in Eukaryota, Metazoa, Chordata, Actinopteri, Gobiiformes, Gobiidae.
CUUGUUAGUGUUUCUUUUCAUAUCUGAUCACGCCCUAAAUCAGUUACUUAUUCAUAAACAUAUAACACAUUAUAAUUAAAUUGUGCUAUACUGCUCGAGCCUGUUCAUUCAAAGACAGGUGUAGCUCCGCCCCCAGUGCACCUGAGCCAGGAAGUGCAGCACUGAUCCUGUUUGGUUUCUGUGGAUAUUCAGAGCAAAGGUUGCCACUGUACUGAGGAAAUUAAAUUAACAGAUUGAACUAUUGGACAAGUUCUGAACACAGGUCUGCCAUGUUUGGUCCUCGUUUGCAUGUGCUGGUUGUUCUUCAUGUUUUCAUCAAUGGGAACUGGGCACUGUUUCAAAACAUUUCCAAGUACAAGAGCAGUUUGUUGAAGCAGGACAUCUUGGCCCUAGAGGGCACUAGUGUCCUCAUUCAGUGCAACAUCUCCGGAGACAACAUUCAGUGGUUUACUCCAAAGGGGGAUCUACUGGCGUUUGACCAAGAUGGAAAGUGGCAGAUUGAGGAGAGCGGAGCCUUAAACAUCACCUCUGUCUCUUUCUUGGAUCGUGGGCACUACACCUGCUCUUCUGACUCCUCAAACUUCACUGUCACUCUUCGCGUCGCUUACACUGACAGCGGUCUGGGCCUGUACUACGUGACUGUUUGCCUGGUCACCUUCACCAUAACCAUGAUCCUGAACUUCGCUCGCCUCUGUAUGAUGAGUAGCCAUUUAAAGAAAACCGAACGCGUUAUCAAUGAGUUUUUCCGAACGGAAGGGGCAGAAAAGCUACAGAAGGCGUUCGAAGUGGCCAAAAGGAUUCCCAUUAUAACAUCAGAAAAGACACUGGAGUUAGCUAAAGUGACACAGUUUAAGACUAUGGAGAUUGCUAGGCAUAUUGAAGAUUUGGCCAAAAGUGUGCCAUUACCGCCUCUGAUUUUAAACUGUGGGUCGAUUGGAGAGGAGGCUGCAGUAGACAGUCCACAGAUGGAGAAAAAUGAAGACUUGUGUGAAAGAGAGAGUCUGCUGGUCCAAGCAGAGAGAGGAGAAGGUAAUGCAGUGAUUUCAGUACAUGCACUAUUAGAAGAACAUGUGGACAAAGUAAAGUAGGAUUUAAAGAAGACCUAUUGUGCUUCUGUCUUACUUAUAAUCUAUGACACCCGUGGAUCAUUAUGCUAUUUUUGCACAUUUUAAGUCACAUUAUUAAUCUCAAACGAGUUCCAAAAAAAGAAAAGAAAAAAAAAAAGUUAGUGCCCAAUGGGAGCUGACAUCGGCAUAAACAACAUCACAGCUAAGUAUCGGUCUCUCCUAUGGAUAGUUGGAGAUCACACAUUUCCAUUUGUACCAAAGUGCUGCAGAAUUCUAUGGCUAUCAAUGAUUAAGUGGAAAAUGAAGUACAGAUCAGUGAGCAUAUGCUGGUGGCAGAGACAACGUCAAAAUGACGUCUUGAAAAUAAGUGAUUAAAGAUUGCUCAAACAUGCACAAAUCAUUCCAAAUACAACUUCAGGUGAGUAAAUGGUGAGGGAAAACAACUAUAACAGUUCUAAAAAGUUGAUUUUGCAUGAUAGGUGUGUUUUAAAAUACAUCCAUGAACUUAAUCUGUGAUAGGAUGUGCUGUUGUUUUGACAGGGAAAGUGCCACAUAUAGGGCUGACUGAUUAUUUUGAUUUAAGAUCACUUUCCUUGAUCACUGUAUCCACUUAUUGUUCAAUAUGUGAAAGCUGGAACAAUAUUUUUUGGGGUGAAUAUUUAUCGUGGGUACUUUUUGGUUAUUAUUUGGCAAUAUUUUAAUUGUAAUUGUAAUUCUUUAUAUGUAGGGUUAGACCAGGGCUCCCUGCAGCACUUACAACACAUCCAGAACGCUGCAGCUCAUCUGCUGACAAAUACUAAUAAACAUGAACACAUCACACCUGUUCUGUGUGACCUGCACUGGCUCCCUAUCUUAUAUCGGGUGCAAUUUAAAAUGUUAUUAAUUGUUUUCAAAUGUUUGCACUCUAUGGGUCCAGUCUAUUUGAGUGAGUUACUACAGCCGUAUACUCCGCCCAGAGCCCUGAGAUCAGCCGACCAGCUCCUGUUGGUCGUGCCCAAAACUAGGCUCAAGACAAGAGGUGACAGAGCUUUUUCUGUGGCAGUGUCCAGACUGUGGAACAACCUUCCUCUUCCUGUCAGAUCCUCUCAAUCUGUAACACAGUUUAAGACGAGACUGAAAACUCACCUCUUCUCCCUGGCAUUUAGUACUAGCUAGUCAGGUUAUCUUGGUGGUUUUAUUGUGGCUUUCACAUGUUUUCUGUAUAUAUGUAUUUGUAACUGUUACUUCUGUUUUGUUCAGUUUUAUGUGAAGCACUUUGGUCAGCUGAAGUUGUUUUAAAUGUGCUAUAUAAAUAAAAUUGAAUUGAAAAUUGAAUUGAAUAUGAUAAGAUUUAAGCCAUAAAAGGUUCAAAUAAUACCCCAUUGCACAUGCAAACUAAGUACUGAAGUGUGUCAAUCUGUUGUUUAUUUAUUAUAACUCAUGUUUUUUUGUCUGUUUGUUUGUUUUUUUUCUUCCCACCGGCAAUGGAUUUAGGCCUGUCACGAUAAUUACUAUAUUGACUUAUAAUUCAAUGUAUGAAACCUGUAUCAAUAUAUAUUUUUUUGUCAUUUUAGUUGCAAUAUAAGAUUUGAGCUUUAGAGGGGUGAAUAAAUAACAUCUGUGGCUAAUCAUUGCUUCAUUCAGCUGUUUAUCUGUUGCAGCUCAGGCCUUUUUAAAUGUUACUGUCUGUUAAAAAAUGGUUUACUGGUAUUAUUUUGGUGGUAUGGAUGGGUGGAUUUUACUUUUUUGUUAUUGUGUCAGUGCCAUAAGUAGUUUCUCUAUUAUUGUUUAUCAUUAUAUUACAGAACCUUUGACUGGGACUAUAACCUUUGUCUGAAUAUGUGUAGGUCAGGGGUCUCCAACCUGUAGCUCGGGAGUUACCAGUAGCUCUCCACCCUCUUCCAGAUAGCUUGCCAAAGGAGUUCUGAAUGUGUAUUGUGUUCAGUAACUUAAAUUUGUUGAACUACCAUUGUAAAUGUAUAUUUCUGAUGCCUAACUUUGUGCACUAAUAAUGCAUGGAUUUUGGUUUUAUAGGUAUCUAAUUGUUCCUCAUCUAAGGCUAAAUGUCUUGUGACCACUAAAAUCAGUAGCUCUUUGGCAUUUUCUUUUUGUAAAGGUAACAGAAAAAGGUUGAAGACCCCCUGCUGUAGGUUAUAUUGUUAUUAUAUUGUUUCUUUACUUUCAAGCAAACUAACUGUCUGACUCAGCUUGUGUGUUAUGUGUUUGUUCUCCUUUCUUUUCCCGUGUUGUGUUUUCUUCAUAAUCAUUUUUUGACACUGCAAUUGUUCCCUUUUCUUUAUUUUGACACUUUAGCUUGAACUGAACAAAUAGCUUUUUUUCUUCAUUGUGUAACUGCCAGUCGCACCCAGCAUUAAACCAGGAAUGAGUCAACAACAUGUCAAUCUGUGAAUAUAAUUACUACAAUAAGGAGAAAAUAACUGUUAUA